This is a messenger RNA of Mus musculus (house mouse), 2569 nucleotides long. It is a transcript of the gene Aqp7, whose product is annotated as aquaporin 7. The coding region runs from base 576 to 1397 and encodes 273 amino acids. Gene Ontology annotation, molecular function: channel activity. Gene Ontology annotation, cellular component: plasma membrane; membrane; cytoplasmic vesicle membrane. Gene Ontology annotation, biological process: urea transmembrane transport; transmembrane transport. NCBI's taxonomy places the organism in Eukaryota, Metazoa, Chordata, Mammalia, Rodentia, Muridae. The transcript is spliced from 8 exons. The record is from RefSeq and is marked validated.
AGUUGCAGCUUGAGUCUGCCUCCCUGAUAGAGAAACGGAAUCAAGACCAGCUGUGAGACGGAGGCUGAAAGACACAGAGCACUUCAGAGAACCUACUUCAUAAGACCAGCAACUCGACGCCGGGUGAAAAUUACCAUCUCCGCACUGCACCUCCAGCCUCUCUCGUCUUCCUGUGGGUCUCAGCUCAGACAGGGGUCCCCUUCUCCUCGGCUCCAGCCAGAAGUCAAGGCUUGGUCUGCUGCUUCAGGUCCACCCACAACUCCACAAUGGCCCCCAGGUCUGUGCUGGAGACCAUACAAUCAGUGCUACAGAAGAAUAUGGUGCGAGAGUUUCUGGCAGAGUUCCUGAGUACCUAUGUCAUGAUGGUGUUUGGCCUUGGUUCCGUGGCUCACAUGGUUUUAGGAGAAAACUCUGGCAGCUAUCUCGGUGUCAACUUGGGUUUUGGAUUCGGAGUGACCAUGGGAGUCCAUGUAGCAGGCGGCAUCUCUGAUUCUUCACGGACCCUUUGACUCAUCGUCUUUACUAGCUGGGUUAUCUUCGGCAAAAGAUUAAGCUUCUCUUCCCGCACUUGUCAUAUGGUAGAAAUGGAGAUGGAGACGCUGUGUGCGGUCUUUUCACAGAGAACAUCCCAUAAACUCCUAUUCACGGUUGACAUUGCUGUCAUUCUGUUACUUGUUUCUUUACUUUUAUCCCUCACCGCACCCACAGGGGCCCACAUGAAUGCCGCAGUGACUUUCACCAAUUGUGCACUAGGCCGAAUGACCUGGAAGAAGUUCCCUGUAUAUGUGCUGGGUCAGUUCCUGGGCUCCUUCUCAGCUGCAGCUACCACCUACUUAAUUUUCUAUGGUGCCAUUAACCACUUUGCAGGCGGAGACCUGUUGGUGACAGGUUCCAAGGCCACUGCAAACAUUUUUGCCACCUAUCUUCCUGAAUACAUGACACUGUGGCGGGGCUUCCUGGAUGAGGCAUUCGUGACUGGGAUGCUGCAGCUGUGUCUCUUCGCCAUCACCGACAAGAAGAACAGUCCAGCACUUCAAGGGACCGAGCCCCUCGUGAUAGGCAUCCUUGUUACCGUCCUUGGGGUGUCGCUAGGCAUGAACUCCGGAUAUGCAAUCAACCCAUCCCGUGACCUGCCUCCCCGGUUGUUCACUUUCAUUGCUGGCUGGGGCAAACAAGUGUUCAGAGCCGGAAACAACUGGUGGUGGGUGCCGGUGGUGGCACCACUUCUGGGCGCCUACCUAGGUGGUAUUGUAUACCUGGGUUUAAUUCACCCCAGCAUACCACAGGAUCCUCAGAGACUGGAGAAUUUUACAGCAAGAGACCAGAAGGUAACUGCAUCAUACAAGAAUGCAGCUUCUGCAAACAUAAGUGGCUCUGUGCCUCUAGAGCACUUCUAAGUAGAGCUUCUCUUUGACCACAACCGUACUGCAAUAAAGCACACCACCUAUCAGCGGUCCCCCACUCCUUGGGAUCUCCUGCAGCUGAACUCCCUCCUAGGUUUUUCUGGGAGCUUCUGAGUUAUUCCAGCCUGGUACUUGUCGUGGAGAGCAGGCUGGCCUUGAACUUGUGAUCUUCUUGCCUCUUUCUCCUGAGUGCUGGGGAUACAGGCAUUUACUACCCUGCUUGGCAUAUUCCAGGGUGAUUCUGGGCUCUUUUCUGAGGACUAGAGCAUAGGGUCAGAAGACUCCAGCUCUUUCCAGUUCUAGGAGGUGGGGUGUCAAGGGGGAAUGUCUACUUUGGGGGCUCAGGGUGAGUGAUAUAAAGGGCUUUCGUGCAUCAGUAUGUGUGUUGGGGGAACAGUGAGAAAAAGACCGGAGGUAGCUGAUGGGAGAUCAGAUUUGGGGGUCUUUGACGGUUUUCUGGAUAGGAGUACAGGAUCUCCUGGCUUCUCCCUUCCUCUAGUUUUGAGCCAGAGAAGGUAAGGCUAAGAGUUUACAUCAGAAUUCCUCAACUUUUUUUUUUUUUUUUUGUUAAUGACUUCCUCAGUGGCCUUGUAGUUCUCCACCCCUGUUUUUCUUAAAAUUAUGUAGCCCAGGCUAGCCUUGACUGGAACUCUUAUAUAACUAAGUUUAGCCAUGAACUCUGGAUUGUCUGGCCUCCACCUCCUGAGUUCUGGGAUUACAGGUGCGCACCACCAUUCCCAGUUUAUAUGUGGUGCUGGGAUCAAACCCAAGGCCUUGUGUAUGCUAGGUAAUAUCCAUAACUAACUUAAAUCCCAGCUCCCCAGUUUUUUCUUUUCUUGUCUUUUCUCUUUCUUUCUCUCUUUCUUUCUUUCUUUCUUUCUUUCUUUCUUUCUUUCUUUCUUUCUUUCUUUCUUUCUUCUUUCUUUCCUUCCUUCCUUCCUUCCUUCCUUCCUUCCUUCCUUCCUUUCUUUUUUUUUUUCUUUUUUUGGUUUUUCAAGACAGGGUUUCUCGGUGUAGCCCUGGCUGUCCUGGAACUCACUUUGUAGACUAGGCUGGCCUCGAACUCAGAAAUCCGCCUGCCUCUGCCUCCCAAGUGCUGGGAUUAAAGGCGUGCGCCACCACUGCCCGGCCCAAAUUUUUUCUUAAUUAAAAAUUUUAAUACCACA